CGCAGAUCCAAAUGAAGAUCGGAGUUCAGCUCGAUAUCGGACUUUCCGCAGUACGGUGUCUUGUUCAUGCGCCGCAACGCCGAUGUUCGAUCUCGGUCGCAAUGCGACUACGCAGGUCAGAUUGGGGUUCUCCGCAGAUAUCACGACAAUGAUAAAAGCUGGGGACAUAGAUGCUCAUAUGGCUGUAAGUCGUUAUCCAGGGACAUUAUUCCUCUUUCUUUCUGGACACACCAAGCAAGACUAUCUGUGAAAACAUAGGACGUCCGGCCGCAAUGAUUUCCAAAACACUCCCUGAAGCAGACCACUUUGAGCCCGUUCAACCAUCCAAGGAGCCCAUCGACUUUGUCUCAUUGCGAACUAUUGACUUGGGCCGCUAUGACGACAGCCCAGAAGCUCGAGCAGAGCUUGCGGAAGAGGUCAGGCUUGCCAUGACGACCCAAGGCUUCUUCACCCUUAUCAACCACGGAAUCACCGAAGAAGAGAUAUCACGUCAGGUGGACAUUGGUCACACAAUCCUCAAGCGCACUCCCCAAGAAGAGAAGACGCGUUUGCAAGCACCCAUGAUUGAGGAAGGUUCGUACCAUGGCUUCAAACCCCGUGGCCACUGGCGCAAUGCAGGAAAUGUGCGGGACAAAGUUGAGAACUUUAACGUCUACCGGGACAUGUCUUUGCGAGAGCAGCCUUCGGCCAUGAAGCCCUUCCAACCAGAAAUCCAGAGCUUCAUCGACUAUACGCACAAGGACAUCUUGUACAAGCUUCUCCGGCUUUUCGGGAUUGCCUUGAGACUCGAUGAUGAGGAGUUCUUUGUGAAGGCUCAUGACUACAAUGGUCAUGACGAGACCUGGCUGCGGUACAUGGAAUACUAUGACGAAUACACUCCCGAGGAAAAGGCUGUGACCGGCGGCCUCUGGUUAGGUGGCCAUCAAGACUUUACCAGCCUGUCGCUUCUCUUUAGCCAGCCGAUGUCGUCGCUCCAGGUUCGUGACUACCACUCCAAUGAGUGGAAGUAUGUCAAGCACGUCCCGGGAGCCAUCAUCGUCAAUGCUGGCGAGACGAUGCUCUGGUGGACGGGAAAUUACUUCAAAGCUGCCAUUCACCGUGUGUUCGAGCCACCUCUCGAUCAGCGUGGUCACAACCGGAGCAGCGUCUUCUAUUUCUGCGUGCCAAAUGAUGAAGUAGUCAUCAACACGCUACUUGACCAGAGUCCUGUCCUCAGGGAAGCCGGCGUUCAGAUGGCGCAUUUGCCAGAGAAUGCUCCAACAUGUGCCGACUGGUCCCAUGGAAGGAUCAAGAUCACGGGUAGGAACGCCGUCUGGGAUAAGAAGAAUGAUACAGACAAUGUAACUAUUGAGCGCGUGGGGACAGUGGAGACCAAGUGGUUUAGAUGAAGACUCUGGAGGCUCCUGGGGAUGUCUUGCUUUGGAGCGAUCAGAAGUUGUCUUAUGCGAGAUAUU
This is a messenger RNA of Exophiala xenobiotica, 1454 nucleotides long. RefSeq lists its product as uncharacterized. The transcript has 2 exons. The coding region runs from base 273 to 1388 and encodes 371 amino acids. Gene Ontology annotation, molecular function: dioxygenase activity. The record is from RefSeq and is a predicted model, not a curated record. NCBI's taxonomy places the organism in Eukaryota, Fungi, Ascomycota, Eurotiomycetes, Chaetothyriales, Herpotrichiellaceae.